AUGAAGCACUAUCAUAUCCCAGAGCAUAUACAGGGUAUCAUAAAUGGCUACUUUGAUGGCAUACAGCUUCGAUUCUCAAUCGGUGACCAGACAACGCCAUGGCAGAGGUUAGAGAAGGGGAUAGUAACUGGCUGCACCAUCUCAGUGGUACUAUUCGUGAUGGGCAUGAACUUUAUCAUCAACGCCGCGAAGAGGGAAACCAGAGGACCAAAAACAGCGUCAGGUAUACACCUCCCAUCCAGCAGGGGGUUCAUGGAUGACCUGACCAUCACUACCACCACACAUGUACAGGCCCGCUGGGUACUAACAGCCCUACAGGACACGGUCACAUGGGCACGAAUGAAGUUUAAACCCAAGAAGUCAAGGAGCCUGAUUAUCAAGAAGGGAAAGGUCACCAAAAGAUUCACUCUACAGGUGCAAGGGGAAGACAUUCCAUCCAUUAUUGACAGUCCAGUCAAGUGCCUCGGCAAGUGGUACGACGCCAGCCUGAAGGACACUAAUAACAUCACUAGAGUCAAAAACCAGCUCCAAGAUGGCCUGAAGCUUAUAGACCAGACAGGACUCCCGGGCAAGUUUAAGGCAUGGCUCUACCAACAUGGGUUACUACCUAGGCUUAUGUGGCCCCUUAUGCUGUACGAGAUAGCUACAACCACUGUAGAAGGAUUCGAGAGAGUGAUCAACCGGCAUCUCCGGAGAUGGCUUGGUGUCCCUCCUAGUUUCACCAGCAUUGGACUGUAUGGCAGAACCAACCAACUUCAACUCCCAAUGACCUCACUAGUUGAAAAGUUCAAGGUUGCCAAAGGAAGACUGGUGGUAACCCUCAAAGAGUCAUCAGAUGACAUGAUAUGGAAGGCAGGCAUCGAGACACGCACAGGGCGAAAGUGGUCAGCAAGCCAGGCAGUCGCCCAGGCAGAAAGCAGGCUACGACACAAAGACAUCGUAGGCACCACAGCUAUAGGAAGACAAGGCCUGGGCAGUUCAAAAUCCACAACGCUGGAGCACUGCCGGUAA
Messenger RNA from Dreissena polymorpha, 1011 nucleotides. RefSeq lists its product as uncharacterized. Bases 1 to 1011 code for a protein of 336 amino acids. The record is from RefSeq and is a predicted model, not a curated record. The transcript has a single exon. Lineage: Eukaryota; Metazoa; Mollusca; Bivalvia; Myida; Dreissenidae.